AUGCCUGGAGCCAUGAAAAUAUUUUUCUUUAUUUUUGCUGCUCUCAUUCUUCUUGCUCAAAUUUUCCAAGCCAGGACAGCAAUUCAUAGAGCACUAAUUAGUAAGAGAAUGGAAGGUCACUGUGAAGCCGAAUGUCUUACCUUUGAAGUAAAGACUGGGGGCUGUAGAGCUGAAUUAGCACCAUUUUGCUGCAAAAACAGAAAGAAACAUUAA
Molecule: messenger RNA, 213 nt
Organism: Pan troglodytes (chimpanzee)
Lineage: Eukaryota; Metazoa; Chordata; Mammalia; Primates; Hominidae
Gene: DEFB107A
Product: defensin, beta 107A
Exons: 2
Coding region: 1-213 (70 amino acids)
Biological process (GO): innate immune response
Cellular component (GO): extracellular region
Source: RefSeq, marked provisional